Fusarium subglutinans is the source of this 408-nucleotide messenger RNA. RefSeq lists its product as uncharacterized. The transcript has a single exon. The record is from RefSeq and is a predicted model, not a curated record. The coding region runs from base 1 to 408 and encodes 135 amino acids. Lineage: Eukaryota; Fungi; Ascomycota; Sordariomycetes; Hypocreales; Nectriaceae.
AUGGGCAAGUCUCUCAUGGACAAGAUCCAGGCCAAGCUGGAGCUCUUCCGUCUCGAGCAACGCUACACCCGCCGCCGUCACCGACGUUCCACCUUCGUCUCCAACGCUGUCUACGUUGACGGAGAGUACGUCUACCAGACUCCCAACAGCACUGGCUCUUCCUCCGGUUCCUCGAACAUCGAUGCCCUUCACGGGGACAAGGCCGGUGUUGGCUCUAUGCCCGCCCCCUCAAGCGUAGUCAUCGAUGAGCACCACUUCCCUUCUGAGAUUCAGCACCAGCAACAACCGCCUAUGGCUACUGCUGAGCGCAAGCGUCUGAACCGCUUCAGCUCCAUUCCUCACUUUGGAGGCUCAAGCAACAAGCAGAUGCCCAGCAUCCAAGAGCGACGGAGCAGCAUGAUCCGAUGA